AUGGACACCGUUCGAAACAGUCCGUUCGUGCAACUCUCCGCCGAAAAGCAACCGUUGAAGCUGAAAUUCGGUAUAGAUCAGCUCCUCUCAUCGACGUCGAGAGAAAAGCACCCGGUUUUUCCCAAGGGAAUCGCGAAACCGACGCCGACGGUGGCGGUGCCUUGUUCGGAUUGCGUUUCUUCGAUUUACAGGUGCUGCAAGAUGGGAUCGACGGGCUGCUCGACCGGCAGGGAAGCCCCCGAGUAUAUGGCGGGGCACAUGUUCUGUACCGGCGGUACUGCGUAUACGAUACAGCCGAUUAGGCCGUUUCCAACGCGACCAAAUAUACGAAUACCCGAUGUCCAUUCGCCGCCGCACGGGGGCGGCGGCCCGAGCGGCCAGAGCAAGCGGAAGCGGUCUUGGUCCAGGGCGGUGUUCAGCAACUUGCAGCGCAAGGGCCUGGAGAGGCGGUUCCAGCUGCAGAAGUACAUAACGAAGCCGGACCGGCGACAGCUGGCCGCCACGCUGGGCCUCACCGACGCCCAGGUGAAGGUGUGGUUCCAGAACAGGCGCAUGAAGUGGCGGCACUCGCGGGAGGGCCAAGGGGGCGAGAACGCCGCCGCCGAUUCCACGCAGGACGAGCUGCAUAUCGAUGUCGAUACUGUUACGGAUGAUGUUGAUUGAUUAAAGUAUAUUGUAUGAUUUUUUUUUAUGUUUUUAUGAAUCC
Molecule: messenger RNA, 706 nt
Organism: Phyllotreta striolata
Lineage: Eukaryota; Metazoa; Arthropoda; Insecta; Coleoptera; Chrysomelidae
Source: the annotation of a GenBank genome assembly